AUGAGGCAAGGAAAAUUAUCAGAGCUUAUUCAUUCAUCACAAGGAUGUGAAAACCUUGAUCAUGAUCCAGAUGGCCAUGAGGUUGUACCUCAAUCUCAAUUGAUUAUCUCGCGUCAAGCUUUUCGCAAUAAU
Molecule: messenger RNA, 132 nt
Organism: Funneliformis geosporum
Lineage: Eukaryota; Fungi; Glomeromycota; Glomeromycetes; Glomerales; Glomeraceae
Source: the annotation of a GenBank genome assembly